AUGGUCUUACUCGAGACUGUCUUUCUUAAGAACGUCAUUCUUUAUAUCAACUCAUUUCACACAUUGUCAGAAUUUCUCCGCAUUAACAAAAAGUGCUUUGAAGCUGUCCAAACGAUGUUUACGAACUCAUUUCCGCUCAUUACGGAAGAUGCAUCCGAUGAAAUACUCACAAGGGUCAAACUGUACUUUCCUUCAAUCCAAACAAUCCGCUUACCAUGUUUCUCCCUCUUUUUUCUUCCAACUAUAUUCCCCGCAAUACUCAACAUCGAAGUACUCUAUGACGUCCAAAGUACACUGGACCAAUGCACUUCGAAGAAAUUUAUCUUUCCCCGUGUUAUCAAUUUUAAAGGAAGUGUCGAGCAUAUCACUUGUAUUAUGAAAAAGGUCCAAAAACUCAUUCUACCAUCCGGCAAUAUCAACGAGCUAACACAUGUACUCAAGAACAUCAGACUAUUCCCACGACUCUCCCAAAUCGUAUUUUCCAUUGACUAUGACAGUGAACUCGACGACUUUCAAAAGUUGGUCAUUCAAUUCCAAGAACUGAAAGUCGAUAUCUUAGUCAAUCACGUUAACUUCGACGAUUUACAAACAGUGAAGUUGGUGCAGUCGAAUCUCAACUACAACGUAAAACACUUUUACUACAGUUUCUCACCAUUCACUAAAAUGCCAGUUAUCUUCGUGUUGCUUCCAGGACUCUCCUUCCAAUCCUUCGACGAAACAAAAGUUCCAUUAAACGAAAACACUACUCUGAUGCAGUUGUAUUACCCAAUGAAUUACGAAGGAACCGUGUUGGAUUUUAGUCGGUGCACUUCAUUAACAAAUAUCGUGUUUACUGAUAACAUCAAAAACAUUAAGAAACUCUGCAUUUCAAAAUCACUCAAACGCCUUGAAAUUCAAGACUUCGAGACACAACCAGAAAUGUCAGAUUUAUCGACCGCCAAAUUGGAGUACUUUGAGGUGGGAACUUUACAGAAAUCAGUGGCUUUACCCACUACAUUGACCGAAUUGCACAUCUCUAACUUAAAAACCUUCCUUAUAUGCCCCGAAAACCUUUUAACCCUUCGCGUAUUGAAAUGCUCCAGAGAAGUGCGUUACAAUAAGAAGCUAGUACAUUUGACCAUCCCAAAAUUGUGUAGCAACAACAUCAUUCCUUCUUCACUCAAAGAACUCGACACAAGUCAGGCAUGUUUCAUUGACAAAUGCGUGAAUAUCACAGCACUCACUGUUUCAUUGCCAGCUGGUGCACUUCGCGGAUAUGCAAUUGAGUCAAUUGGUCUUCGCCCCCAAGUUUUAUCAAAACUCCCUUCGAAACUAAAAGAGUUAACAAUCACCGACUGCGACAAAAUCGACGCGAUUGAAACGCCAUCGAACAUCACCAAAAUUUCCGUCUUUAUGAACGUCGGUGGAUAUCACCCACUUGAAAUUUUCACUAAACUGAAACUCUCUCAGUUCUUUAAAGAAGUGGAAAUCGCACUUCUCUUCCAACAAAUACAAAAUUGUACGCGAAGUAACCAAAAUUCAUACGAACAAAAUGCUCGUUCAGUCUGUUCCUCCCAAACACAAACAACUGUCUCUUUGAUUAACUUAAACACAGCAGAUGUUAAAAAAGACUUCUACGAGGUGAUGAGGCUCAUGUAA
Entamoeba invadens IP1 is the source of this 1638-nucleotide messenger RNA. RefSeq lists its product as hypothetical. The record is from RefSeq and is a predicted model, not a curated record. The transcript has a single exon. Lineage: Eukaryota; Evosea; Mastigamoebida; Endamoebidae. Bases 1 to 1638 code for a protein of 545 amino acids.